Fukomys damarensis (Damara mole-rat) is the source of this 4554-nucleotide messenger RNA. RefSeq names its product katanin regulatory subunit B1 like 1 (gene Katnbl1). Gene Ontology annotation, molecular function: microtubule binding. The transcript has 10 exons. The record is from RefSeq and is a predicted model, not a curated record. Gene Ontology annotation, cellular component: nucleolus. Bases 36 to 950 code for a protein of 304 amino acids. Lineage: Eukaryota; Metazoa; Chordata; Mammalia; Rodentia; Bathyergidae.
AAGUUCAGAAUACAAGUAAAGUAGUUAGAGAGAUUAUGGCAUCUGAAAAUCACAAUGUUAAAAAACGGAACUUUUGUAAUAAUAUUGAGGAUCAUUUCACUGAUCUUCCUAGAAAAAGGAUCUCUACUUUCACUAAUAAGAACAUGAAGGAGGUUAAGACAUCUCCCAAACAGUUGGCUGCUUACAUAAAUAGAACAGUUGGACAAGUGGUGAAAAGCCCAGAUAUCCUACAUAAGGUGAUCUAUCACAGAAAGAAAGUUCAUCAUCCCUUUCCAAAUCCUUGUUACAAAAAAAAACUGUCCCCUAGAAGUGGGGGCUGUGACAUGGCAAAUAAAGAAAAUGAGCUGGCUUGUGCAGGCCACCUGCCAGAGAAGUUACACCAUGGUAGUCGGACAUAUGUGGUUAACUCCAGUGACUCUGGUUCUUCACAGACAGAAAGCCCGUCAUCAAAGUAUAGUGGGUUUUUCUCUGAGGUUUCUCAGGACCAUGAAACAAUGGCCCAAGUUUUGUUCAGCAGGAAUUUGAGACUGAAUGUAGCUUUAACUUUCUGGAGAAAGAGAAGUAUAAGUGAACUUGUAGCUUAUUUAGUGAGGAUAGAAGACCUUGGAGUUGUGGUAGAUUGCCUUCCUGUGCUCACCAAUAGUUUACAGGAAGAAAAACAAUUUAUCUCACUUGGCUGCUGUGUAGAUUUAUUGCCUCUUGUAAAGUCAUUACUUAAAAGCAAAUUUGAAGAAUAUGUAAUAGUUGGUUUAAACUGGCUUCAAGCAGUAAUAAAAAGAUGGUGGUCAGAGCUAUCAUCCAAAACAGAAGUUAUAAAUGAUAAAAAUAUUCAGAUUUUAAAACAACAAUUAAGUAGAUUGUGGGAACAGGAAAACCAUCUUACUUUGGUUCCAGGAUAUACUGGUAAUAUAGCUAAGGAUGUAGAUGCUUAUUUAUUGCAGUUGCAUUGAGAGAUUUCCUCUACUAAAGAACAGUUGGUUAUUUAAAACAUCCCUGGACUCUGUGAUUUGCAACUCUGAACUGUGGAAGAAAUCAAAACCAUCCUUUUAUUCUAAAAAUCCACAUAAUGAAACCACUAAAGAAACCCUAACAAUCUACUUCACAUUGAAGUGGAAAAAUAUCCAAAAGGAGCAGCUUCAACUUUAGUGAGGUGAAAGUGCACUAUGAAGAUUGUUCGUCUUUGCUGCAUUGGGACUUAUGGUUAUUUAGUAACAUUGUUUAAGAACUACUGGGUCUUAAUGCAAUCCGGCAUUAGAAUAUAAUUUAUUCUAUGUGAAAAAAUAAGACAAGACAUUUCUAGAAACCACAGAGAUCAAUCAUAGAUUUUUUUGUGUGUGUUUUAUUAAAAAAACGAAAAACACCUAAAUGUGUGCAGCUAUUUUCCUAUGUUGAAGAGACUUUCAAAGUUUAAAACAUCAUAUUAAAUAAUCAGUCUUAAAACUUUGUAUACACUAAGAUAUUGUGUAUACAAAAUGCCUUAAUUAUUAAGCCAAUAUGUUAUGAUACCAAUAUCUUAUUUUUAAAAAAUUAAAACCAACAUGCUUCUGGCAUAAUAAAAUCAUGGAAUUAAAUCAGGGGUUUACAUUCAUGCAGAAAGUUUUUUGUUAAAACAUAUUUCAUACCAUUUUUGAAAUGUGAGAAUAUUGUUAAUAUCUGAUUUUUUUGCCAGAAUUUUCAUGUCAUGUAUGUAUUACUGCUAAAGAAAAAGGUGAAUAUGUAUUUGUAUUAGUGUUUAACUGGAAAUGUCCAUGGACUUGGCUAAUUUAUAUUCACUUUUUUUGUGUGUAUAGAUUUCCAAUAUUUUUCAUUUCUGUAUCAUUUAAACUUCAUUUGACCUUUCAUUUAAACUAAAUUCACUAAAUAUUUUUUGCUUUUUUUGUUUCUGAUUUUUAUAUGAAUUCUAAUCCUUUUUCACUACAUAUGUUUUAAAGAGUUACAGUGCUUUAGAAUUGUUUACAGUUAAUGCUGACCUUGUAUUUUAAAUUCCAACACUGCAUUACUACCUCCUCCAGUGGUUAGUAUGAAAUGCCAGCUGACUGUAUGUGAUUAUUUUUGUGCGUGUCUUUUUUUGAAAUACCAUUUGUAAUAUCCAUGAACCUAAUUCUGUAAAGUCUUAAUAGCUCUAAAUCUUACCUGUCUUAAAAGUGAUUGGGGUUUAAUACCACUACUAGUGGUUCAUAACAUCAUCUUAUCUUUAAUAAAUCUCUGACAAGCCUCUAAGGGAAGAUAAAAUCAAAUUUCUCUUCAGCACAGUAUUCCUAAAAAAUACAAAUCUUUAGUAUUUAUGUAGUUAGUAACUACUGAUAUGAAUCUCCAGCAUAUUUCUUGCUGUAAAAAUGUUUUAAAAAUGUUAUCUUUCACUGAAUUCUUUUUUUGCAUAGCUAUAUUUUAUAUAGCUAUAUAUUCCUCACAGAGAGUAUCAAUUGUAGUAAUUGGUUAUUAAGUCUUUAGAGUAAUUCCAGAUUACUACAUUUGUGAUUUGAGAGGUGAAUUAUUUAAGAAGUUAUUUUUCAAAAUGUGAGAAUUUUAAUUGUAAACUUGCACCAUUUCUGUGAAAUCUUAACAUGAUGAAAUACAGCCUUUCUUUGUUUCUAUUCCUUUAGUUAUCACUGUCUUAUUUAACACUUUUCAUGAGUUAACUUGGUUGGAGUAUGGUGCUAAUGAAACUUAGGAUGGGAGUAUGAUGCUAACUUAAUGCAUGCACAAAAUGAUUUCAUGACUAGAUUGCACCUUCCCCAGGUGUCCCUUAUAUUUAACUGAUCACAGGAAAGAUGGUAUGCAUGGUUUAUCAUAAACCCUUAUCCUCAGAUGGAAGAUAAGAAAAAUGAUUGUUACAUUGUUACUCUAGUCUUCUGAUAUUUAAGAUAAUAUAUACAGAAUAAAAUAUCUGAAACACUGUAUAAUUUUUCAUUUUACGGUAUUAAUACUGUGUCAUAUCAUUGGCUAAAAAGUAUCCUUAAAAACCAAAUUUCAGUGUACCAAACAUCAGUAAAAAAGUACAAAUAAAUACGAAACAAAGUAAAAAAAGUAUUAUCCUUUUAACACUGAAUUUUUUUGCUUAAAUUUAGGUUUGUUGAAGGCAAGGUAAUACUCCAUUUGAUAGACUCAUCUAUAUAAGAAAGCAAUCUUUAACUCACAAAGAUUAUUCAGUAGAUUAUUCACUCCAAAUUUCUUUUCUUGGCCUUUGCAGUUUUCCUUAGUACCUACCUCUAUCAGUUAUGGAAUUGUGAUUAGUAUUAGGUGAUUUUAAGAUUCUUGGAAAAAAGAUGUAAAUAUAUUGUUAAAUAUUUCUUUUUCUAUUAAGCUGUUCUUGUCCUACUGCAUUUUAAUUAGAGAAGUCUUGAUACCUAGAAAAAGCUAAAUCGUGUGUUUGCAAAGUGUUUGGGCUUUGUGUUGACCUAGUUUGGGACAUUUGCUAUUUGUAGUUCAUUUGUUUGGUGCUGCUAAGCAGUAUACAAAAUGGCUAAACUACUCAAGGUAGCCCCCCACUUUUUUGUACUGGGGAUCAAACUUAGGACCUUGCUCUUAUGAGCUAAAUCAUCAGCCCCCUUUUAGCUUUUUUACCUUAGGUUUUUCUGUACUUUGCUAACUUUGUAAGUAUAGGGACAGAGAGUUUAUUGAGAUAAUAGAAGGUUAUAAUCAAGUAAUUUGCAUCUACUAAGGGAUAACACGAGUGGAUUUUGUGUAAUGAUUAUGAUUGGAUUAAAGGUUAAAAGUUGGGAAGCAAGUGUUAAUAAGAUGGCUUUCUAAAUAAUUUUUGACAGUAACCUCAAAUUUUUUACAGUAAUCUCAAAGAUGAUCGGCACUAAUUAUUUACAUGAGUCCUGAAAUGUGAGAAUUUGAAUAUAAGUAUAUUCACGUUGGGAAGUCAUAGAUAUCAGUACUAAACUCUAAGGGUUACCAAGGAAUUACAUCCCAGUGCCUCCAAGCAUACUUGGUAUAUGUCACUAGCAUGGAUUUAAUGCUCUACUUCUGGCCUUUGAAAUAGUUGUUUUCUCACUUAAAUCAUUUCUGUAUUUUUCAGUUUUUAUAUAACCAAUGGGUAAUUAAUUGGAGUGAUGAUUAUUAGCUAUUGAAUGCUGGUAGUAGAAAUCAUUUAAGGUAGCUAAAUUAGUCAAGGAGUCUGAAAAAGCAAGACUAUUUCAUUUUAUUUCCACAUACCUUCCUAUUUAAAAGGGAGAUAAUGAUAUCAGUUGCCUUUGUUGGUUAAAAAAAAAAAAAAAAUCAGACAGCUAGCACCUAGAGUGAGUGACCUGUUGGCUACACUACUUCUCUUUCAUCUUUUAUUUUCUGAUGACUUCAGAUAGAAAAUAUUGCAUAUUGGUAGAUAUUUACUCCUAUAUUCUUUCUCUCUUAAUUUCUAACCUUGAAAAUUGUCAAAAUCUUUUGCAACACACUGUUCUUCCUUUAUAAUUCUGUAACAAGAGUGUAGAAAAGCUCAUUCUUAAACACUGUGUAUUUCUAAUUUGUUAUAUAGCUUUAUGAGUAAUAGGGUCAACUAUAACAAUAAAAGUAGAUACUACAUAAUAUAUAUCUACUCUCCUGAGUACAUUU